AUGGCACAUCAAAUUAAUCCUCAUCAACAAAAAUUAGCAGAGAAAUUAACGAUUCUCAAUGAUCGAGGAAUUGGAAUGUUAACGAGAAUAUUUAAUAUUAAAAAAGCAUGUGCUGAAACAAAAUCGAAACCAUCAUUUCUACUUGAUAAAAAUCUCGAAUCGGUUCUUCGUCAGAUACAAAAAAAAUUUCCAGCCGUUGACAAAAGUCAAUUUCAAUCACUUACAUCUAUUAAAACUGAUAUAAUCAAAUCACUUGCAAUAUAUUAUUUUACAUUUGUCGAUCUAUUAGAAUUUCGAGAUCACGUUACUGAUUUAUUAACUACUAUCGAUGCAUGUCAAGUUCAUUUUGAUAUUGCACUUAAUUACGAUUUAACAAAAUCAUAUUUAGAAUUAAUUUCAACAUAUAUAUCACUUAUGAUUCUUUUAUCACGUGUUGACGAUCGUAAAGUAGUUCUUGGUCUUUAUAAUAUAGCUACAGAUUUAACACAUGGUCAUGGUGAUGCAAGUUUUCCACGUCUUGGUCAAAUGAUAAUUGAUUAUGAACAACCAUUACGUAAAUUACAUGAUGAAUUUGUUCCUCAUGUACGUUCAAUUGGUGAUGCUAUACAAUCCUUAGCACCAAUAUAUGAUCGUCGUACAUGUAAAGUAUCAGAUUGGCGUGCAAAAACUUUACUUAGUUUACUUGCUACACCUCAAACAGCUCAUUUAAUGGAUGCAUCAGAAACUUUACCAUGUGAAUAUUUAUCACAAGAAACAAUUGAACGUUGGAUUAUCUAUACAUUAAUUGUAUGUCCACAACAAUUGGUUAUGAAUUCAAAAUGUAUGCAAUUAUUUGAAAAAGCUUUAUCGAAUAGUUUCGUUCAUGUACUUUAUCGAGAUGAAUUAUUAUUAACACAUCAAUAUUUACAUCAAAAUUUAGAUAUUUAUAAAUCAUAUAGACAAUUAAAAUUAACAGAAUUAUUGAAUGAUACAUUUAAAAAGGCAAUGACAGAACAACCUUUAUAUAGACGUGAAAGACGAAAAUAUAUUCGACCACAACUAAAAGAAUUGGCUUUAAUUUUUGCAGAUCAACCAGCGUUACUUGGUCCGAAACUAUUAACUGCUUUUACUGCACUAAGUUUAGCACGUGAUGAAAUCGUUUGGUUGUUACGACAUAGUGAAAAUUUUCCAACUAAACUUCAAAAAGAAGCAAAUAAAAAAACAACUGGUACAACACGAGAUGAUUAUAGUGAUCGAACAUAUCCAGAAUUUUUAUUCUAUAUUGAGGAACUUCGUCAUUUAAUUACAACAUAUUCUUCUGUAAUUAAACAAUAUUAUAUUGAAUGUUUAUCAACACUUGAUUCGAAUGAAUUACAAAUAAAUAUCAAAAAUCUUAAUAUGUCAUGUACUGAAGAUGAAUCAAUUUUAUUAACAUCAUUUUAUAAUACAAUAACAACAUUAUCAACAACAGCAAGUGCUGAUCUACGUGCAUUACGUCUUGACUGGUUUCGUAUGCAAGCAUAUACAAGUGUAACAAAAAAAUCAUCAUUAUCAUUAAUAUCACUUUCACAUAAUGAACAUUUUGCUCAAACAAUGAAUACAAU
Molecule: messenger RNA, 1583 nt
Organism: Adineta steineri
Lineage: Eukaryota; Metazoa; Rotifera; Eurotatoria; Adinetida; Adinetidae
Source: the annotation of a GenBank genome assembly